AUGUCUCAUUUUACCUGCAACGAAUGCGGAAUACAACUUGGUGGCCAAAGAUAUAUAGCGAAGAAUGAGCGAAUUUUAUGUAUACCAUGUUAUCAUCGUAAUUUUUCACUUGUCUGUAAUACCUGCCGUAAAGACAUUGUUGCUGAAAAACCCCAUAUUACUCAGGGUGAAACACAUUGGCAUGCAGAUGAACGCUGUUUUUGCUGUUGUGAAUGUAACAAAAAUCUCCUGGGUAAACGUUAUUCUUUCAAAGAUGGUCGCUUAUACUGUGGUACAGAAAUGUGUGCUCGACGAAAGUCUCCAAAAGUAUCGUUCAGCACAAAGGUUAGUUAUGAGUCGGACAGAAAACGAACAUUUGUGCCGCGUCCCCCAACCAGAAAUCCACCGUCUCCACCAUCUGAAAAUAUUUAUGAGACAGUUUUGCCGUCAUCAUCUAGGGAUUGCGUAGAUCUUGAAUUUCCAAGAGAUGAAAUUAUCCACGAGCGGCGGUCUCAUAGCGCUGACGUCCGACACCACAGUGACGACGAGGAUGAUUACCCCAAAGAAUGCACUCGGAAAGGGAACUUGAAAAGAAAACCACAGAACUUUUAUUCAAAGAUGCCUCCAUCACCAACACAUAGGUGGAAUAGUCAGAGAUGCAGUUCAUGCAGCUCUUCAGAAAGUGACGCUGACGACAUUUACCUAACAAAUUAUUUGGCAGCUUCACUGCCUCGCUAUGAUGUGUACCAGGCUCAAACAAAACAGAAAACCUGUCGAAAACCAAUUGUCAGCCGAGCCCGCACGGCUAAAAAUAAAUCAUCUACAAACUGUAUUGUUUCCUGA
Messenger RNA from Enterobius vermicularis (human pinworm), 822 nucleotides. Lineage: Eukaryota; Metazoa; Nematoda; Chromadorea; Rhabditida; Oxyuridae. The record is from the annotation of a GenBank genome assembly.